Messenger RNA from Henningerozyma blattae CBS 6284, 870 nucleotides. Its product is annotated as class I SAM-dependent methyltransferase. The coding region runs from base 1 to 870 and encodes 289 amino acids. Lineage: Eukaryota; Fungi; Ascomycota; Saccharomycetes; Saccharomycetales; Saccharomycetaceae. The record is from RefSeq and is a predicted model, not a curated record. The transcript has a single exon.
AUGUCACAAUUUUCUAAUAAGGAUUAUGACGCAGACAAAUAUGCAAAUUUUCGUCCAACAUAUCCAAUCGUAUUUUAUGAUAAACUAAAAAACUAUCAUAAUGGCAAAGGAAAUUUGGUAAUUGAUUGUGGUUGCGGACCUGGUACAGCAACCUUACAAUUGUCAAAAGAAUUGGCAUUUAAAAAAACUAUUGGUACAGAUCUUUCAAUGAUAAUGAUAGAAAAGGCUAAUCAAAAAUUACAAGAAAGUAAGUUAGCAAAUGAUAUUGAAUUUGUUGUGUCAGAAGGCGAUGACUUCAAAUUUUUAAAAGACAAUUUCAACAAGCACAAUGUUGAUAUGAUUACAGCUGCUGAAUGUGUUCACUGGAUUGGAUGGGAUAAUUUUCAACAAGCAGCAUGGAAUAAUUUAAGGAAAAAUGGUAGUUUAGCAAUAUGGGGCUAUGUAGAUCCAAUUGUAGUUGGUUAUCCUAAAUUAGGCGAAAUUAUUUUAGAUUAUUUUUAUUCAGAUGAUAAAUUGGGACCAUAUUGGCAACAACCAGGUCGUAAUAUUCUUCGUUCCUUGAUGAAAAAUUCUCAAUGGGAUACUACAAAAUUUACAGAGAUUGAAAAUAUGAUUUUAGAUACAAAAGAGUAUGGUAAAGGAAUUCAUGAUGAUCGGUUAUAUCUAAGCAAUACGGUGACCAUUGUUGCUUUGAAAAAUUAUCUAAGUACAUCCAGUUCGUAUCAAUCAUGGAAGAAAAAAAAUCUCACCUCAAAGGAUAUCUGUGAGCAAUUCUUCGAGGAAAUCCUUUUAACUUACCCUUCAUUAACUCCAGAUUCCAAAGUUAAAAUUAUUUUCAAUAGUUUUUAUAAGUUUGCAAGAGCUAAAUAA